Molecule: messenger RNA, 874 nt
Organism: Juglans microcarpa x Juglans regia
Lineage: Eukaryota; Viridiplantae; Streptophyta; Magnoliopsida; Fagales; Juglandaceae
Exons: 3
Coding region: 441-818 (125 amino acids)
Source: RefSeq, a predicted model, not a curated record
CUCUUGCUCUCUCUGUAGAGGGUAAUUGUAUCCAUCUCUUCUCAUUUCCUUUCUUCCUCUGCUUCUUAUUUUUUCUCUCCGGUCUCUCUCGCUUCUUCUUUGCUUCUCGCCCCACCCCCCUCAGUUUAGUUUCCUAUCGUGAAUGACUAUCCUCUUCCAUGUUACAUACAACCAAUUCAGUAACCCAAUCAAGUGAGGGUUUAUCAUCCUCAAAGUAAUUACGGUCGGGAACCAAGAGAGCUCCGUCACCCACAAAAUUACCGCAGAUCCUUUCUGAUCUUCAACCGGAUCAAAGCCGGAGAUUCAACCUUAACAACAAGCAACGGGAAAUAUUUGCAAACCAUCGGAAGUCCCUGUGGUCUUGUCUUGGCAACGAAAUACUUUUUACGGCCAGAACCAUCGGAAGUCUCUGUGGCCUUGUCUCGUUGUUUGUUUUGUCAAUGGUGAGACAUUUCUCGAGAAACACCAAACUUGUGAACCAUUCUGACGAACCACUGGAGGUUGCUGUGACAGUGGAUGGCAGAUUUCAUGACAUGUCUCUAAUAAUCCAACCGGGUGAGCAUGGGUACAUGUGCUACGCCGAUUUGGGGAUAGAACACAAUGGUGGACGUUCAGUAACAGUGAAUUUUUACAUCGGAGAGCAGCCGACGAGAUCUAUAUUGACAUCGAAAAUAAGGGACCAUGAGAAAAUAAUAUUCUUCAUACGCGAUGAUGGAACCAUCGCCCACGAUCUUAUCAAGGGGAGUAUGAUCAAGAUGAACGGGAUGGUUAUCUCGAUGAAAGGCGCGGUGAAAAAGAUCAAGUCGUUGCUGAUGUAGAUUGGUUUCGAAUACCCGUCGGUGUGAUUGAAGUGGAAUAUGACGACGACAAGCAU